UGCACCCCAGGGAGGAGCAGAGCGUAUCAGGAAAAGCCACUGCUUGAAGGACUGAGCACAAAGUCCCUGAUGGAGUAGAAGGGAGGAUGGAGAGCAAAAGAAGUCCCAGACUGCAUGUCUAGAUUUCUGAGAGAACACCCUGCUGAGUGCAGGUGGCGAGAGGAGGAAGCAGACGAUGUCAACAAGCCCAGAGAAAUUACACGACUUGUGCACAUCAUGCAUCUAGUAUAUGGCAAAGUCAAGAUUUCAACUCAGUGGGGAUCUAGAAAUCGUGGUGUAUUAGGCACCUGCGACGCUGCAGCUGUUAAAGUCUGCGGUAGUGUUGGUGAAAAUGGCCCCACUAGGAAUUUUAAGUGAGCAUUGGUUGAGGGCUAUGAACUUGCCUGGGAAGAUUCCCAGAGGGAUCCGGGCAGCUGGUGGCCCCGCCCUCACCCCUUAUCAGAGCCCCCAGACCUGCGGUCUCCCUGUCCACCCCCACCUCCGGUUUCCCUCCGGUGUCCUCCGCUGAUUCAUUCGCCGCCUCUUACCAUCACAUUCCAGCUAUGGCCCUGGUUCUGCAGCUGCUACCGCUGCUGCUGUCGAGGGCCCACGGGAGCCCCGGGGCUUCCCUGGUCGGCCGCCCUGGGGACAGGGUGAAUCUCUCCUGUGAAGGGGUAUCGCAACCCAGCCGCUGGGUCUGGGCACCUAGCUUCCCCGCCUGCAAGGGUCUGUCCAAAGGACGUCGCCCGAUCCUGUGGGCCUCACCGAGCGGGACCCCCACCGCGUCUCCCGUUCAGCCCUUUGCUAGUCGCCUACGGACUCUGGACCUUGAUAUCAGGCGGCUGGAGCUGCUUCUGAGCACCGGGGACUCGGGCACCUUUAUCUGCAAGGGCCAGCACCAGGGAGAGAGUCGAACGGUGCUUCACGUGCUGGGGGAUCUGGCCAAUUGCAGAGCUCCGGAGCCUACCCAAGUGUAUCCCCAGAUCCUGAUCCCGCUGCUAAGCGUUGGGUUGGUGCUGGGACUCGGAGCGCUGGGCUUGGUCUGGUGGCUGCGCAGGCGCUCGCCCCCUCACCCACCCUCGCCCCCUCACCCGCCUCGACCGCUGCCCAGAUUUGGUGAGACUAACUCCACCCCAUUUUCCUUCUCCGCACAUUCCCUACCCAAUGCCGGAGUCUUAGCCCUUGCUGGGAGCAGACAAGUUGGUUACCUUCUCUCAAUUCUUCAGCUCUGUCCCCCCCACAUAGUUCCACUCGUGAAAGCCGAGCCCCAGAGGCCAGUAGAGGAGGAGGAGCCAAAGAUUUCAGGGGGCCUGGAUCAAGAGUCGAGCCUGCUGUACGCAGACCUGGAUCAUAUGGCCCUCAGAAGGCCCUGCCGACUGUCCCCAGUGGCCCCAGCUGAUGCCUCCACCAUCUAUGCUGUUGUAGUUUGAAAGGAACUCCUUACUCCAAACCUCACAAGCUGGGGGCUCCCAGGUCUCCAUAACCCUCCCCUUCUUGGCCCUUCACGUGGGAAAGGAAGACACUGUGAGAUAGAAAUGAGCACUAGACUGGGAGUCAGGAGAGCUGGGCUCCAGGCUAUCCCUGUCACUGAUCUUCUUCCUUCCUUACCCACAACUUUCAUGUCUCCUUCACCACUGAUUUCCUUUCUAGAGCUGAUCAAGCCCUGCUUCCCCAUGUUGAGAUAUCUACAACUCCUAGAUUACUGCCCUCUCUCUUUCCCUCUCUCCGCAGUCAAGCUCUUUCCACCAGUGGCCUACACCUAGCUCUUCCAUUUUCUUCAGUCAACUCCCACUGCUCACCCCCUCUCCAUGAGAUUGCCAGUGAUGUCCUAAUAGCUACACUCAGUAGACAUUUUUUAUCAUUCAUCUGGCUUGGCCUUUGAUUACUCUCAUCUUUAAGCUGUUUUUCUUUAAUGUUGAUAUCUUCCUUCUGGAAUCCUCUUCCUUGCUCUCUCUCCCCUACAGUAUUCCCCACCAUUCUAGGUUUGUCCCUGUCUUUAUCUGCCUUCUCCCUCUUCUGGGACACUAUGAUCAACAGCCAGUCCUCAGCCUUCACCUCUGCAAACAACAGCCAGAACUCUUUCUAGCUCAGAUCCCUGAUAUGGGAUUGCCAAACUGUCCCUCAGACAUCCCUGCCUGGCUGGCCCUAGGCAUUUUGCACACAGCAGGUCCAAAACCCAACUCACCGUCAUCUCCCAAGCCACUUACUUAAUUUAACCCUUCCUCCUGUGCAUUCUCUCUUGAUCAACCCAGUUGCCUAAGCCAGAAACUGGGAGUCAUGUACACCUCUCAUUCCCACACAAUUAACCAAGUCCUGCCUUUCUAUUUUAAUGUCACAGUCAAAUCCACACCCUCUUCAUGCCCAGUACUGCCACCUGAAUUUCAUCUCCUCGUUUCCUCCUUAGAUUGCCCAUAGCCCCACCUCAUCCUCCUACCCUUGCUUAAGAUCUUUCCCAGAUGCUAACCUGCUCCUGACCGCCUGUGUUUCAGAACUGCAGUAUUUCAGCUCUGGGUCCACAGUCCUCAGAUUUGGGUACAAGGUGCUACAGCUCUCGACCUACUUUCCAGGCUUAUCUCUGUCACUCACAUGCAUAGAACAUGACAGCUGUAGAGAAAGUCUCCCCAGCCCCAAAUAUGCAUUUGCCCAAUGCAGUUCCUUCUUCCUAGAUUAAUUACCCUUUGUCUCCUUCCCACUGUAUGCCUGGCUAUUAUUUAUCCUCAGGACUCAGUUCAAGCAUAGCCUUUUCUGGGAAGUGAUCCCUGUCCCUCUUUGCCCAUCCCUGCAUACACUUUGAUUUCCUAGAGGGUCCCCUUAUUUCUCUCAUAGCCUGCUGUGAAUUGCUCCAUUACAACCCAUAUUUCAAUUUAUAAGAAAUUUUCAUGUACCGUGAGUUCCCUGAUAUCAAGAGAUUAACCCUUUUUGUAUCACUGCUAAGCUUCAGUAAAUGAGU
Molecule: messenger RNA, 2929 nt
Organism: Vicugna pacos (alpaca)
Lineage: Eukaryota; Metazoa; Chordata; Mammalia; Artiodactyla; Camelidae
Source: RefSeq, a predicted model, not a curated record